Molecule: messenger RNA, 2535 nt
Organism: Kluyveromyces lactis
Lineage: Eukaryota; Fungi; Ascomycota; Saccharomycetes; Saccharomycetales; Saccharomycetaceae
Gene: NPR3
Product: Npr3p
Exons: 1
Coding region: 1-2535 (844 amino acids)
Biological process (GO): TORC1 signaling; negative regulation of TORC1 signaling; positive regulation of autophagy
Cellular component (GO): GATOR1 complex
Source: RefSeq, a predicted model, not a curated record
AUGUCCACGAAUUUACCGAAUUCCUGCUUAGUACAAAUCGCAUUAACUGUUUCAACUCAUUCGGGUCCACAAUUAAUUUAUCAUUAUCCACCAAGCAACUAUGCUACUGCGACCAAUUCGAAGAAGACGCAUCACCCAGAUAUCAAGAAAAGAUACGAGUAUACGGACUCUGAAAACAAUUCGUCUUCAGAUGACUACUCUUCAGGUUUGAGUGAUAGCGAGUUGUCGACUGACUAUGCAGAUUGUUCAUCUGAUGCAUCAGAAUCAUCGUUAGACUCCCUUCCACAAUCAAAUCAUGAGGAUACUGUAAACAGCAGUACAAACAAUACAUUUAUCAAUAAUGGUCUACGAUCUCGUCAAUCUCAGAUUAGUGCGAAUAAACUCUUUCAAGUGCUAAAUCAGAAUAAUAACAAUGUUGCAAUCAAUGGCGAAAACUCGUUGAGGGAAUCGUUGCACUCGAUUAGAACAUCGACUAAUAUGUCUAGUACGACUGAUCCGAGACCAGAAGAUGAAUUGGAUGCAGUAGAUGAAGAGUUGAAAAUCUUGGUAGACGAUUUGCUAGAUGGUUCAAUAUUUCAGCAGGAUACAUUUCAGGAUAUCUCAAAAGUACUAAAUUUCAAUACAGAAUUUGUAGCUGAACUCUGUUCUCCAAGAAAGGAGAUGUGUAACACCAGAUUUGAAUUCACUGUGGAUGACUUAUGUUUCUUAGGGUUGCCAAUUCACGCGGAUCACAAAGGAAGAUGGAAGAAAUCAAAGAAGAGAAAGCAAGCUUCCAAACGUUCGGCUAGAAGUAGCACUGCACGAAACAGUAUUAGUAGAAAUAGUGUUGGUCGAAAUAGUAUUGGUCGAAACAGAUCUAAAACAGAGAGUCAAGGACACAUUAAUGAUGUUGAAGAACCUGCAGAUGAUGAGAAUAGUGAUUAUGAACCAUCCAAAUCAGAAAUGCUUAAUGAAAUGUACUGUGUGCCUGAUGCGGAAAAUGAUGAAUUCGAAAGUUUGCAGCAGAGUAUAAACAUGUUCCAGGUCUGCUUCAUCAUGAACCCAAAGAUCAUAGAAUAUAAUGAAAGAGUCGAUGAUAUGUAUCAUUACGUGGUGACUAGAUUAUCAUUGAUUUUAAGGUACAUACAAGGAAAAACCGGUUAUGUCACUAGGGAAUGCGUGAAAAUUAUGAAGUGUAAGGACGAAGUUUCUAAACACUCUCGAUAUUAUGAGUCUUUAAAAUCUCCCUGGUCUAAAGGAAAAUAUAUGUAUGAAAGAAUUCUUUACGAAUCGUCACUAGCUAGAGCGUUAACAAAAUGUUUCAAUUGCAUCCAUAACAAUGAAAUUGCUAAUCUUGAAAUUGAUGGUGAUAAAAUUGUUUCCUUGCAGAUUCCAAUCAAAAAUGAAUUUUCCAUUCUUCCAAAUUUAAAAGAAGAUGCUGUUCUUCGUGGAUCUUUCUUAUCCUCAAUACUAAACGAAAGUUUUAUUGGUAGAAGCACUAGCUUGACAAACGAAGAUUCAGAUAAUUUGUAUGCCAACCACGACAGGCUUCUAGAUUAUGGAUUGCUUUUGCUCGAUGAACCUGAAAAUAUUAUAAAAGGGCUUGAAAACGCUUCCUUUGAUAACGGCGUUACUGAUUUACUUUUGAUCAACCUUGUAAGACAGUUGAAGCCCACUAUAAGGCUUGGUCAAUAUAAAUUAUUAAUUAAAGAGCUAAUCGAUUCUAAUGAUUCCUCAUAUGAUGAUCAAUUCUGUGAAACUACUUUAAAGUCGUUAUGUCUACAUUUAAUAUACUGGCGUCACGCCCGUUUGAUACUGCCAAUAUCAUCGAGAAACACAUAUAUAGUUUCUCCAUUGGCGCCAAUCUCAGGAUUUUCAACUGAUGACUUCAAACAUGGCGAAUACGACACCUUAAUAAGACAACAAGAAGUUCCUGUGAAUAACAACGAUGAACCGUCGUUGAUAUACCAAAACAAGAAGGUAUUCAAUGAAAAAUUUCCCUCCUUACCUUCUUUGCCAUCGUUCCUUCAACUUAUGUCAACCCAGAAACCCAGACCUUUCGGGCAUAUCAUACCAUCCAAUGAACAUAAAUCUAUGUAUUUGAAUGCCCUGGCAUGGCUCAUGAGGUACGGAUACCUCACUCAAUUAUUGACGUUUGUGUAUGUACGUGUGGACAAGCGCAUUAAAAUAGCUGUCGAUGAGGAUCUAGAAAAGGAUAACUUAAGAUCGAACAAACACGAAAAGUCCGGUAAUUUUGUUACUGGAGGUGAAAAUUAUAACUCCAGUGAGUUUGAUGAUUUGGAGAUGAUCAACGAUAAUGAUUUCACUAUAAUUCUUGAACCAGAACGUAAUACUGCAUUAGAAAAGAGAUGGUUGUACAAAUGUGCUGAGGCAUUACCUACUGAUCUUCAAACGCUAUUUAGACAAGUGGUGAAAUACUUUAAUGGGAAGGUUUCUUUGGAGUACAUUAUGAUUAAGGAAGGUAUUCCUAAAAAUGAGAUAAAAAGAUUGCUUCAGGCCUUAGGUAAGUACAUCGUUGAAGUAAAACACUGGUAA